AUGAGGAAUAUGACAAGAAGGAGAAUAAGAAGACGUCCCUCGUUCAGCCGCCCAUCAGCCCCAGAGCCAGCAGCAGCCAAGUUGUCAAGACGCGCAAACGAGCUGUUGGUUGAUGGAUGUCUGGCCGUCCGUUUGCCUGGCGAUGACGAAGAAAAAGAAGCGCUGACAGAACAAGAGCAAGCCCCCAGCCUCCUCCGGACGAGCCCGACCAAGACAAGAGCUCGACGAGACACGAGACAAGAAGAAGCCGACGGCUGCGAGCGAACGACGAGGCAGGCCGGGUGUUCGAUGGUUGACGGUGUUCCUGGUAGCGAUGGAAUCACUGAGGCGCAGCUCGCUCUCUUCUGCCCUGGACCCUCCAGUGAGAUGCGCGUCCUCCUCCUUCUGAUGUGGCACCGCAUGGCGUCCACACCCUCCUCUCUUGCUCUCCUGCUCUCUCAUGCACAAGAAAAGACGACGGCUAAAAAGCAAUUAUGCGGGCUUUGGACGCUGAAUCGAUUAUUGUCAACAUGCGAGACGGACACCCGACGGCGGUGCUUGUGCUGGAGAUACACAGAUAAUGCUUGCUUGCAUGCCAUGACAUGCCAUGACGGUGGCUGGUGUUGGUUGUUGACUGAUGCCGGCUGGUCAAGCCCGGGUUCCUGGACCAGCGACCAGCAUCUCGCCUGCGUCUUACAUCCUGGCUGGCGGUUCAGCCUAGCUAACUAA
Molecule: messenger RNA, 708 nt
Organism: Trichophyton verrucosum HKI 0517
Lineage: Eukaryota; Fungi; Ascomycota; Eurotiomycetes; Onygenales; Arthrodermataceae
Exons: 1
Coding region: 1-708 (235 amino acids)
Source: RefSeq, a predicted model, not a curated record